Messenger RNA from Emiliania huxleyi CCMP1516, 936 nucleotides. RefSeq lists its product as hypothetical. Bases 1 to 936 code for a protein of 311 amino acids. The record is from RefSeq and is a predicted model, not a curated record. The transcript is spliced from 3 exons. NCBI's taxonomy places the organism in Eukaryota, Haptophyta, Isochrysidales, Noelaerhabdaceae.
AUGGACGUGCCGGAGGGCGAGGUUGGGGUGCUGCCGUGCGGCCACUGCCCGGGCUGCGCCGUGUGUGUGCGCUCGUGGGUCGCCCAGGCGGCGGCUUGCCCGACCUGCCGCCGCGCUGCCACGGUGGAGCGCUGGGGCACGAAGCCGGCGGCGAUCAUCCAGCACCUGCAGGAGGUGCUAGGCGAGGCGGGGAGCCGCGCGAUCGUCUUCUCCGCCUUCGACGAGUGCCUCGCGCGCCUCGCGAUCACGUUCGCCGACGCGGGCGUGCGAGCCGUGCGGUGCGAGGGCGACGCCGCCGCGCGGCACGCGGCGAUCGCAGCCUUCUCCGACGUGAGCGCGGCCAACGGCCCGCGCGUCCUCCUGCUCAGCUCGAAGCACAAUGCAAGCGGGACCAACCUGCAGUGCGCCAACCACGUCCUCUUCGUCGAGCCGCCCGGCACCAACGCCACCCACGGCCUGUCUGUCGAGACGCAGGCGAUCGGGCGCACGCUCCGCCUUGGGCAGACGCGGCAGGUGCGCGUCAAGUACUUCAUCGUCGAGGACUCGAUCGAGCAGGACAUCUACGCUGCCCUGCAGCGCGUGCGCGACGCAGCAUCAACCACCGCGGCGCCCCCCGCCUCGUCUGGCCCUGCAGACUCGGCUGAGGCCGCGGAGCAGCUUUCAAUGGAUGCCUCCACGGCUGAGGACGAGCCGGACGUCAACCUGACGCAGCAGUCGUCUCGGACAAUGGAGGCGACGCUCGACAGCGAUCCCGAGGUCCAAGCCGUCCUGCUGCCCUCCCUCUGCUCGUGCCUCCGCUCCGAGCUUGGGCUGCACCAGGCAGACGACGCCGCCACGCUACAGCGCGCGUGCGAGGUCGUCGGCGUCCCGCAGGCGGGCACGCCGCUCCGCCGCGCGCGGGCUUGCCUGGAGGCGCUCUGUGGAGGGGAUUGGUGA